AUGUCAGAAGCACUUCAUUCCUGGCUAUCGUCCUAUCUCAUUGAUAUUGGGGAAGAAUAUGGGGGCUCACUGACUAGUGUUCCACAGCAUACGAAGAGGAAGAAAGUUCAGCUCGUGGAGUACUUGACACGUGGUGAAGGUGACGACAGAAUAUGGGUCAAGGUCUCUGACAGGCAGCAUCGAAUGCCUGUUUGCUUAACAAAGCUUGCACUGGAGGAGUUCGGUAGGCUGAACCAAAGUCGUUUGACUAGUCACAAGACGGCUCUCAUAACUAUCAAGGAUUUCCGAUUGGUCCUUACGCGAAUACCUGUUGGAAGAGGUCGAAAGGGCAUGACGGCAGAGCCGUACCUUGCGUUCGAGUGUGACUCCUUCACAAUUAUUGGGAGCAUUGAUGAGGCCGAAUGGGGAAGGCCGAAAGAGAUCCAUGAGGAACGCUCGAUACAUGAGUGGAUCGAGGGUUUACGAUCACACGGCGGAGCUGGGAAUGUCCUGAAAGAGCGCAAGAAAGCAAGGGAAGAACGGGAAACUGUGAAAGAAACCAAUCAACCUCUGCUCCUGCAACAGGCCAAAAUCAAUGUAACAAAGCAAACUGCAAGAAAGACAGCUCCUCUGAUUCAAAGGUCAUCGACCGGUGAUGCCGAUGCAUCCCCGAUGUCAGAAUAUCGCAGAAGCUGGAAGUACAUAGAAAAUAGGAUUGCCGACAUUGUUACCCGCCAUAUACCGUCUUCAGAAGGGAGUGAAUCGACUUCUUCGGAAGAGCCGCCGCAGCCCUUCGCAAGUAGAAAUCCAAAUCCCCUUAAAGCAGCUCUCCAGAGCCCCAGAAUAUCUGCUGCUUCUCCCGUGGUCAAAGCUUCACCCGUCGAACGCCAUGAUCACGUCUCGCCUUUCAGUUCGCCACUUACUGAAUGGUCGUCUACUCCGUCCCCUCGACUGAAGAGUAGGUCAAUCGCCUCCGGAAGUCCCAGUCCCAGUCCCAACCGUGAUUUGGAUGACAAAAUUACAACCGUAGAAAGCGAGGCUGAGCAGCGAGAGCCUCUCCGUAUCUCCUCAUUGCCAUCAUCUCCUGCCAUCAUUCCAGCAACGUAUCCGUCGUCCUCAGCGGCAGCCCCUCUUGUAUCAAUACAUCCUGCAAUAACGCGCAAAGUACCAAGACCAAUGCAUGUACUCCGCACCACCGGCGACCAUAUCGUCGCGCCCGAUUCUGAUAUAUCCUAUUCACUAUCUCAGUCCCAGUCACAAUCCCAGUCGCAAUCCCAACCGCGAUCCCAACGUCGACCACGAGGCAUGUAUCUACACAAGUCUUCCUCGCAAAUCUCAAUAAGCCACGAAGUACCACUUGAUGACAACGAGGCCGAGGAAGCAGACAGCAACAACGAAUCGCAUAAUUCCCUCUUCUCUGAUUCAGGUUCAGAUGUUGACAUGGAUGAACAACGCGACGAGGCGGAUCCGCCACAAUUUCAUGCAGCGUCUACAAGCCUAACGGAAGAUGACAGUGCAGACGCUGGAGUCCCCCCUCUGCCACCCAGUAGCCAACUAGUAGGCGCAGCCGUUGAUGUCGAUGAUAAACCGACGGAACCUCCGCUCCCAUCGCCACCGCCGCCCAUCGUGUCUCCCCCAGCGCCCGUAGCUAUGGAUGUCGACGAAGAGUCGCCGAUAAUCUUGGAAUACGCAGAUGAACCAAUACCCACACCACCGCCCAGUCCAAAACAACCGUCUGAACAACACCAGUUGCCAUCGACUCCGUUGAAGGUCAAUGAUAAAGCUAACCACCAGAAUGGCAACCAUGAUGUCGUUGAUCCUCUUCCGUCACUGCCAUCGAAGCACGAGCAUGACCCUAAGGAAUGGCUUGAACCGAGCUACAUGCGUUCAAAGAAACGCAAGUUAUCGGAGCAAACGUCUGCGACGCCCACUACCCUAGGGAAACCUUCGACAAGCGCAGCCCUCUUGCCUUCGACAUUACCUAAACACAGUGUAUCUGAAGCUGAAACACCCCCAGAGAAACCAAACACAAGACGCCGUCGAGAGACUGACGCGCGUCGCGACGUCGUGAAGAUCGAGGAAGCGACGCAGACAUUAGAGCCUUUGACCAAACUCAAAGGCUUUGAGCUUGACAUCCCAAAAGCCAUUAGAGCGGACGAACAAAGCAAGUGGUGCACUUGGGAACGCUUGCAUCGCAUUCUCCUAGUUACUGGAAGAAGUAGAUUACCGCAGUAA
This is a messenger RNA of Pleurotus ostreatus (oyster mushroom), 2214 nucleotides long. RefSeq lists its product as uncharacterized. The record is from RefSeq and is a predicted model, not a curated record. The coding region runs from base 1 to 2214 and encodes 737 amino acids. The transcript is spliced from 6 exons. Lineage: Eukaryota; Fungi; Basidiomycota; Agaricomycetes; Agaricales; Pleurotaceae.